AAUGCAGGAGCUCCGUUGCUGAGAUCUCAUUGUUGGAGCUGGGGGGUCCAACUUUUACCUGAAGUGUGCAAAUAGAUUGCCGAAAUUCCAAGGUUCCCCUAGCUGUAAAUAUGUAACUUAUCAAGCAUAGUCAAGCGGUAUCCCUACAUCCGUACAACAUGGAGUCUGUCGUGAGAAGCACCAAGAAGUUGUGUUUGUGGGGUCUGCUGUGGUGGUCGCUGAUCUUGGAGCUGGCAUUGGGGGCCUCCUUCUACGGGGAUGGCUUCGUGCAUCUCAAGGCGGCAGAGUCGUCCGAGCGGAACGUGCUGCGCCUUCGUUUCCGGACCUCCAGCGCCGCCGGCCUGCUGUUCCUCGCCGCCGGCCGCGCAGACCACUUCCUGCUGGAGCUCCACGCCGGGCGCCUGCAGGUCAAACUGGACCUGGGUUCCGGGGAGGGACUGCUGAACUCCGAGAGAGGAACUCAGCUCAACGACCUGGCCUGGCACUCGGUAGAGGUCCACCAGGAGCAGAGCAACGUCACUCUGACCGUGGACAGGAACUCCCACACCUUCCUCACCAUGCCCGGGCCGCGACACGACCUCGACGCGGACGACGGCCUCUUCGUCGGCGGCUCGGGGGGUCUCGACAAACCCUACCUUCCUGCCGAUCUGCCGGGCUUCCGUGGCUGCGUGGAAGAGGUGGUCUUCAACGACCACGACCUGCUGUCGUCGCUGAGGCCUCUCACCGGGAUCAAGAGCGUCCAUGAGGUGUCCCUUGGGUGCAGCCCCCAGUUCUUUGCCACGGAAGAGGACCCGGUCAGCCUCUUCAGCUCCAAGGCCUACGUCUCUCUGCCCCUUUGGAGCGCCCAGCAGGAAGGGCAGUUUGAGUGUGUCGUGCACACGGCCGCCGCGGAGGGCAUCGUGCUGUACAGCGCGGCCCGAGGCGGAGAUUUUGUCGCCGUGGAGAUUCAGGAAGGCCUGCCGGUGGCCAUGGUUGGUAAAGGUGGAACCAAGACCGAAGUUCGCUCGCUGACUUCGGUUAACGAUAGAAAGUGGCAUUCCGUUAAAUUGUACUUCAACGCUAAAAGCCUCCAGCUUACUGUGGAUGAAGAGGUCGUGAAAACCAAUAUUGGAUCUCGCUUAAAGGUGCUUCAGCUGAAGGGGUCGCUGUUUGUCGGGGGCAUUGAUGACAGCACCAGGGCAGAGGUCAGGAAGGUAGGCCUGCUCUCUGUGUCUGGGAAACGUGUGCGAGGAGGAUCCUUCAAGGGAUGUUUAAAGGACAUCAAAGUCAAUGGCGUCAAGACUGGUCUGUCCAUGGCUAUCGUUACCAAAGAUAUAUCAGUUGGCUGUGAGCCAGAGAAAGAACCGGAACAAUCGACCACAGUGAGACCAACCACCGUCGGAGUUCCUUCAGUUACGCCAAGGCCAGCACUUCCCAUGUCUACACUUGCAAGAGGGUUGGACAAACGCUACGGGUCCAACUUUGUGCUCCUGAAAAACCUUGUGGUUCCAGAAGGAGGCAGGGCCUCUCUUGAGUCGAAACACAUCAAAAUUAACCUGGACUUCAAAAGCCUUGGGAUUCGUCAGUCUCAAAUUAUGUUCAAAAUACAAGAACAGCCAACCCAUGGUCAGAUAAGGCUGGAUGUUGACCAAGAAGACCAGGGGGAGAACUCCUUUAGCAUGCUUGACCUUUGGCACGAACGGGUCAUGUAUAUCCAUGGAGGAUCAGAAGACCAAGAGGACUUCUUCAUGUUUUCCAUUUUUUCAAGCAGUAGGAAGCCAGUUCCCAAUUACCUGAAGGGAAAUAAAUUGUAUCGGUACAACGUAACCGUAACCCCUACCAAUGACGCUCCUGAGCUGAGUCUGCCUGAAGGAAAUCUCUUUGUUCUCUUGGAAAACUCAAGGAAACACUUGACCACAGACGUUUUGAAAGCUUCCGAUGUUGACAGCAACUCCACUGAUCUCGUCUUCUCCGUGCUGGGAAACCUCAACGCAGACGCUGGCUAUUUGGAAAUCGAGACCAACCCGGGCUCGGCGGUGACGUCGUUCUCUCACACAGACCUGGCGGAACUGAAGCUGUACCUCGUCCACCGAGGGGUGAGGAACUCGAGGAUAGUGUUUAGAGUCAGCGACGGAGAGAGAGUCAGCAACACGGUGGUCCUGAGAGUCAUGGCCAUCGCCCUGGAGUACAAGAUCGCCAACAACACGGGCCUGGAAAUCACCCAGGGAGAACACGCCUCGAUUGGAUCGAAGCAGUUGGCCGUGCAGACGAACGCCGUGAAGCAGGCUGUGGACAUCCGAUACGACGCUGUGGAACCCCCCCAGUACGGGGAGCUGCAGAGGCUGCACUCCAGUGGAGAGUGGCGGUCCACCGACUCGUUCACCCAGAGGCUCCUGGAGAAAGAGCGCCUCCGGUAUCUAAGCACCUUCAGGGAGAUCCAGACGUCUGCUGCACAGGACUACUUCAAGUGCAAGGUCACCAUCGCCGGCAGGGCCACCACAGAGCUGCUGUUCCCCAUCACGGUGAAGUGGGUUCGGUUCAACCUGGUGAGGAACGUAAUGGCGGCCAUCAAUAAAGUGAGAAAGGUCACCUUGGAUUCGGAGAGUCUGUAUGCCACGGCUGAAGGCGUGGUCCUGGCAGAGGGAGAGCUGUACUAUAGGGUCCUCAGCACGCCCAAGAAAGGGAAGCUGUUGUUUCACGACACGGUCUUGAGGAAGAACGCCACGUUCAGCCAGAGGAAUGUGACGGACCUGCAAGUACGUUACGAGCUGGUGGACAGGCCAUAUGAAGAUACCAAUGACAGCUUUAAGUUUCUCCUCUUUUCAAAACACGCCCAGUCCAAGAGCUUUGAUUAUAACAUAUCUAUUAAAGCAGACAUUAAUAAUGUUUUCAUGAAGAACAAUGGACUGUCCCUUUUGGAAGGAGAAAGUAAAUUGAUCACAAAGGAUGAGUUGUUUGCGGAGACCUUGAGUACAAAGGAUGUUUACUACACUGUCACCGAUAGUCCGAAACACGGAAAACUAGCCCGUAUAAGUCAGUCGAACUCCAACUCUAGCUACAACAAGAUCAUCACAUUCAGUAACCAGGACAUUUUAGAGGAGCGUAUAAUGUACAUCCAAGACGACAGUGAGGCGACACAGGACGGCUUCACCUUCAUAGCUUCCACCAGUUCAGAGUUCAAAUCUUCCGUCGCAGAGGAUGAGAUCGGUUCCAAAGAGGGCACGUUCAACAUAUCCAUCCAGCUGGUCAACGACCAGAAGCCCGUGCGGGUUAUCGAUAGCGUUUUCAACGUGGUGAGAGAGGGCCAGAGGUUGCUCACCGCCGAGGACCUCCGUUAUCACGACGCCGACUCAGACUUUGACGACGGCCAGUUGCUCUACACCCGCCGUGGGAUCCCAAUGGGAGACCUGGUCCUGGCCAACGACACCUCCCAUCGGCUCUUCCAGUUCCACCAGCGGGAUCUGGUGGAGAAGCGAGUGUUGUUCGUCCACAGGGGCGUGAGCACCGGGCGCUUUGUGCUCUUUGUGUCGGACGGGAAACACUUUGUCUCCAGCCUGUUGGACAUCAACGCCCACGACCCUUUCCUGAGAGUGGCCAACAACACCGGCCUCUUGGUUCAAAAGGGCCACUCAGUGACGUUUUCAACCGCUAACUUUAGCGUAGUUUCAAACCUGGACAUCAGGGAUGAUUCUGAGGUGCUCUUCGGUCUCAAGCAGGCCCCGAAAUACGGAAGUCUCUAUCAGAAAGAGACGAAGGUGGUGUCGUUCACACUGCACGAUCUCAAGAACGGCUUCAUCACCUAUCGUCACAAUGACAGCGGUCACGUGGCAGACUCUUUCAACUUGACAGUGCAAUCUAAAGGUCUGACCGUAACGGCAAGGGUCCAUGUCAAGGUUUACCUGGAGAGCCACCAGAGGCCCCCCAUCGUGCAGAACAACAACAUGCUGCUGGUGGAAGAGGGCAAGCCGGUUAAAAUUGACGAGACUAAACUUGAGGUCACUCACGAGGACAACCUCCCAGCGGAGAUCGUGUUCACAGUGAGGGAGACGCCCGCGCACGGCUUCCUGCGGCGCUUUGAGGAAUCCGGAGAGCGCUACGUGGGAACCAGGCAGUCCCCGGCGGCGACGUUCUCCCAGGAGGACGUCAACGCGGGGAACGUUCAGUACGUGCAGGCGGAACCCGACCAGGUCAACGACAUGUUCGUCCUCGACGCCACCAACGGGGUCACGGAGGUCACGGGCAUCAGGGUGUCUUUGGACAUCGUCCCUCGCCUCAUCCCUCUGAAGGUGUCCAACUUCACUCUGAGCGAGGGCGGCUCCAAGGCCCUGACUCAGGAGGUGCUCAGGGUCACCAACAGGCACUUCUCGGGAAUCAACUUCCUGUUCAGUGUGACGGAGCCGCCGCUCCACGGUCGCAUCGAGCACUCUCGCUCCCCAGGGGUGGACAUCAGCUCCUUCACCCGGCGGCAGGUUGAGCACGAGUUCAUCUACUAUGUCCACGACGGCGGCGAGUCCUUGGACGACAGCUUCACGGUCACGGCCAACGACACUGUCCUGAGGAAGCAGAGCCUGCCGGGCACAGUGCACAUCCAGGUUGCAGCUGUCAAUGAUGAGGCGCCCAUCAUCACGGCUAACAGGGUCCUGAGGGUGUGGGUGGCCUCUGUGACGGAGAUCAGACCGGGGGAUAUGCGGGCGGAGGACGAGGACACGCCCCCAGAGGAGCUGGCGUUCAUGGUGACUCCGCCCAGCAACGGUCACCUGGCGCUGAAGAGUGUCCCCAUGAGGCCAGUGCUGAACUUCACCCAGGCCACGAUAGAGCAGGGUCAGCUGCUGUUCGUUCACAAAGGCGCCAUGUCUGGCGGCUUCAACUUCCAAGUGAACGACGGCGUUAACUUCAGCCCGCGGCAGAUCUUCAGCAUCACAGCCAGCGCUCUGCUGCUCAGCCUGGAGACCAACCAGGCCCUCAAGGUGUUUCCAGGCUCUUCAACACCAAUCACAACGGAGAAUUUGCAAGCAGUGACUAAUGACAACAGCAAACACUCAAACCGCAGUAUUACUUUCAAUGUGAUUCGUCGUCCUAAACUCGGGAGGCUGGUGACCGUGCAGCCUGAUAAUUCUACAUUCGAUCUCUCCACAUUCACACAGGACAUGGUGGACAGGAAGGAGGUUGUCUUCAUCCAAACGCCAGGGGAGUCAGUAGGCUGGGCAGCCAUGGACUCAAUGACCUUCUCAGUGGCAUCGCAGCCCGCUACUCUAGACACCCAGACCUUCAAAAUAGACAUUUCCUAUGAAAACCGCGGGCCUCAGCAAAAGACAGUCCUCAUUGCCAACACAGGUGCUGUCGUAACAGAGGGGGAAAGCGUUGCCAUUGACAAGUCCAACCUGGACGCCUCUAACCUCAUGACGAAGCUGCCGAUCCCAGAGCGAAGCUCCAACGAGGUCUGGUUCCAGGUCAAAGCUCUACCCCAACACGGUGUCAUUUUGGUAGGCGAGAGAAACCUAACCAAGGAGAAACCCAAUUUCUCCCAGUUCAUCGUCAACAAAUACGGCAUCACCUACAAGCACGACAACUCUGAGAGCACGCAGGACCUCUUCGUCUUUGACAUAUGGGUAAAUCCCAAGGGCAAGACUGCACAGCGCCCUAUAGAGGACAAGGAUGUGGUUGAGGAGCAGUUCAACAUAACGAUAAUACCUGUGAAUGACCAAUCACCAGUUCUGAAGACUAAGGCCCCUAGCUUGACGGUGAUACAAGGUGAUAAAGUGGCACUUGGGCCCAAGAACCUUCGAGUAGAAGACUUGGACAAUCCUGCUGCUGAGGUCCAAUUUUCUGUUGUAAGUCAACCUAACAAUGGCUACCUUGCUCUUGAAGGAAGUCUAAAUGAUACGAUCAUGGCCUUUACUCAAGCCCAAAUCGACAAUGGAAGCAUUUACUUCAUCCAUGAUGGAAGUUCUGCUUCAGGGGUGUUCUAUUUCAGCGUGACCGAUGGCCACCACAAGCCAGUCUACAAACUGUUCAACAUUGACGUAAGAGCCAUCACAAUUACUUUGGUCAACAACACUGGUUUGAAACUGGAGCAAAGUAAGACCACAGUUUCACUGAGCCAAGACAAUCUGGCCGCUGCGACCAACGGUAAAAACACCACCGUUCACUACAGAAUUACAAGACCUCCGGAUUUUGGGAAACUUCUAAAGGACGGUCAAGAAGUUACUCAGUUUGACCAGGAGGAUUUACGGGCCGGAUCGCUGCUCUACCAAUCAACAUCUCUAUUAUCUGGAGAAGACAGCUUUGAUUUCUUAGCCUUCACCUCUGAAGCCAAUCUCACCGAUCAAGUGCUCAACAUCACUGUCGAACCUUUAAUCCAAUUUGGCAGUGGGGUAAGGAUUCCUAACGGCAUCCCUGUCACCAUGACAACUUCCUUUCUGGAUGCCUCUGAGCUUGCUAAUAUAAGUGACAGUGAACCACUCUUUCUGGUGGUCUCCCAGCCGAAAUACGGUAAGGUUGUUCGAACAAGACUGAAAAACUCUGGGAGAGGUUUACUAGCGGAAACAUUUACAUUUGAGGAUGUGAGGAAGGGACUGGUGUCUUUCGAGCUCAGUGCAAACAUGACUGGCAUUCAAGAACUUAAUGACUCCCUCGUGUUUGUCUUAAAAGCUGCGAAUAUCCAACCCGCAAAAGGAGAGUUCUACUUCACUGUGGUGCCAUAUGAUCCGACAAUUUUCUCCACCACAAAAACACCAAUCCUAGCCACGACCACAUUUGUCCAUCGCACCUUAAACCAGACCUCUCAAAAUGGAACAGCUGUGCCAGCCUCUGCGAACACCCUCUUUUCCACCAUGCAACCGAGCAGCAAGAACCAGCAGAAGUUCAAAGGACGCAAUCGCUGGGGGAUUGCGUCAAACCGGACUACCCUUUUGGGUACGACUCUAGGGAAGCCUGCCCUGGGAACAGUCGAGAUUCCCUACAGGAACACACCGGUCCGCGUAGAGUCCUAUCCACAGAAAACAUCCAACCCACUGUUGGUUAUCCUACCUCUGCUGGCCCUGCUGCUACUGGUCAUCCUUUUUGUGGUGAUGGUCUUGUUGCUUCGACGUCACCGGCGGAGGAAGCAGACGCCUGUGACCUCAAAGCCCCCUCCCUCGUCCAUCCCUCUAGGCUCCAGGCCGACCUAUCAGGGACAGCCUCAGAAAAGCUUGACAAUUCCCACAGUGACGGUCACUCCGCUGAGCCCGAGUUGCCCCAGUAGUCCUGUUAUUGAUAGGUUGCUGGCACUCAACCAAGGGUCCAUCUACGGCACUCUUGAUUCAUCUGCGCCUUCACAUGCUUGGACUAAUGUCGUGCCAGUAGCAACUGCCCACAUCAUUAGAACCACAACACCAAGUCUUCAGAGGAAUCAGUAUUGGGUAUGAUCUGCCACCAACCACCACAAUGUUAAAGGAUAACAGGCCAGAGACUUAUUGAUGUAAAUGAUUGUUUGAGGAUGACUUAAGACAGAAUAGCCAGCUUAAGGCUUAGUUAUGGUUCCACGUUUACGCAACGCAAUGACCACACAGGCGCUUCGACGGAGUCGUGAACCUGUUUUGGUUCUGCGUCGGGUUUACAUCGGGUUUUCAUUGGCGGGCCAAUCACAGCCCUUCCUGCUGUGUCGCCUAGACGCAAGGUUAGGCAGCUCAGGCCCUUUGCUACGGACUUAAGGAGGGUCCGCAAAGACGUAUUGGGUCCUUAAACCCCCUUGUGUUGCGUCGAUGUACAACCAUAACUAAGCCUUUAUCCUUAUAUGCUGAGUUUGUCCUCAGUGUCACAGAAUUUGAACACUAUUACAGAACCUUCAUGCCAUUUGAUGUGAGGUUAUUUGUUAAACAUAACAAGUAUUGUAAAUAGCACAGGUUUUAUUUAAUUUUUGAGAAUUACCAUCAACCACAAUUUUUUUGGUGGUUGGCAGACCACAAAACUCGACAUUUUACUAAACGUAUCUGAAAUAUUGAAGAGCAUGUCUGAUAAGGUUUUUGACUGACAUUACAGGUGUACAAACAGCUUGAAACUGUGAAUACCUAGACUGACACUCUUGAAAAUAAUUAUUUUCAAAACAUAUUUUUGAUUGUGCAAUUUUUUUUAUAUGUAUACUUUUGUUACCAUUAGCAGCAUUGUGAAAACUCAGGUAUUUUGUUAAUCAUUAUGUUUUUGUUUGUGCAUGUAUCAUUGCAAAUGAUGAUGGCAAUUGACUUGUUCAAAGCAGCAUUUAUGUAGAUGAUAAAAUGCUCAUUGUAUUUUAUUUAAACUGCAUUAGGCUACACAAACACAAAGGAACGGGUCCUUAACCGUUGGCUAUGUUUGAUCGAUGCUCACUUUUAACUGAUAGGCCAUUUUAUGUUGGUGCUUAAUGGCGAUACGGCUCCAUUUUUUAUUAGCGUUUCCAACUGAUUUAGAGAUCACUUCACAUUGUACCGGUAUAUCUCUUCUUUCAUUGUGUUCAGUAAACAGGAUAAGCUUUGGUAUAUUUGAAAUUAUGUAAAAGCUUGUCCGAGCAUUGUGGACUACAAUGAAUGAAUGAAUUUCAUUGUUGUGUCAUGCAUUAUCAUGCCCAGCCCACAAGGGCUUACGAAGACACCAUUAUAAAACAUAGACAGACCAAAAAAACAAAAAUAGAUGCUAUACAAUACUAACCUUAACGAUAUAAACCAUGUAUGGUGUUUAUUCUUUGAGACACAGCAACAGUCUCUGCCUCAAUCAUGGAUGGUUAUUGAGGUGCAUGUAAACACAUCCUUGGAGAAUUAGGUUUAAAAGUCUAGUUUAUGCUUUUUGUUUUGCACUGUGAUUGGUGCUUAUUUAGAUCAUGAGCAUAUAUUUGGGCCGGGUUACCAAUAUUAUUGGAUGACAGAAUUGAAUGCAAUCCCUAGACAUAGUUGACAGAAUCAAAGAUACAGCCUCACAUUUAAUUGACAGAAAUUAGGACAUGUUUUUAUGCAAUAUUAUAUUGCAUUCCAGUUUGAGGUAUAUAACUACUGGUACAUUAAGCUAAGUCAAAUGUCCCGUUGUAUUACUUAAAGUCAUAUAUUGCCAUAUAUUACCUGUCUUGAGACUUCCCUAUUGCACAGGAUACUGUUUUGUGUCUGCUUCUGUUAACCUCUUGUGAAUGAGUCUGUGCCGUUGUAAUUACUAAGACUGAACUAGAUGUUCCUACACUGUAAUAAUGGUUGCUACACUGUAAAAAUGAACCUACUUCAAAUAUUUAGAUCUUUAAACAUGGAGGACACUGUGUGCUUACGAUGUAGAUCAAAGAGUUUCAAACCAUUCUUUAUAAUAAGGGAAGGUCCAACAAGUGUUUCACUAUCUUGUUUUUGUGAUGCACCCUUGUGUUAUAUCAGCCAUAUUUAUUUAAAUCAUAUAUUUUUAAUAAACCACUAAGUGUGACAUAUUUAAAAUCUUUGUUUUCUCUCUCCUUUCAUUUAAUGUUUUGUAUGUACCCCUAAUUCCCCCAUAAAGAUAUGUGUUUACAUCCUGCUAGGUCACUUUUUUAAAAGUAAGCACAGGGAGUCUUUUGAGCAAUACCUUUCUCAACGACAAAUCUCGAUGGAGAUCACGAAUGCUUCUGUGUUCCCCCAAAUGCAGUAUGAUGGAUCAUUUGUGUUCCAAGAAAUUCCUACCCAGAUUUUACAGUUUUCCAACCAUUUUUUUUCCACCGAGCCGUGUAGUGGCUAUUCAGCAUGCUAGCGCUACAUUAAAAGUCUCACUGAUACCAAGCUCCUUGGGCCCACCACCCUCAUGUGAUGGAGCUAAUAAGAACAUAAUUACACCAAGUGGCUCUUCACAAUCUGCUCUGUGUAUGACUGCACCAGUCCAAAUGGUUGAAUUCACUUCCUCAUUUAAUUAUAGGCUUAUGCUUUUUCUCCGAGCAACUUGUCAUUUAGCAGAUAGAACUCAUAAUACCUUGGUGAUAAGAAGCACUGGUAGAUGCAAUGAACCAUUGCUAGAAUUGGCAGGCUGGUGACAAGCCUCAACAAUCUCCUUGUUUCACAUUUGGUGACAUUUUUUUGUGCAUAUGCAAUAUUCUCAAUGGUUGCAGAAUGAACUUUCUGAAAGCGUUUUUCAAAAGGAUUUGCUUCUUAUAAUAGGAUGUGAAAUCGAAAAAGGACAAGAAGGUUUCCGUCGUCCAUCGUCAUCGUCUGGACCUGAAACCUUUUGCUUCUGGAUUCUAUAUAUUCUUCAAACAUUAAAGUGUACAUUUGUACACGAUUACUUCAGCAAUAAUCAUACAUGCCAUUCUUCUGAUGGAUGGAAGAGUACAAGCUUAGCAGAAAUAAAGAUUCAAUGUUAAGCCACAUCAAUAAUAGAUGUUAUGGACAUUCUUCAGUCUUGCUGACUGUAUAGACGUAUGGUUGGGGUUCUGUGCAUUGGAAUCUUAUGACAAGCCUGCUGGCGGCUGAACUGUUGAGCGAAGAGUGAAGAUCUCUUGAUGCAGGUCUCUGUUCAACUCAUGCUCACUAUAUGUCUCUCUAUCCUUCUGUGUGUCUCUCACCCACACACAAUAUCACAGCUAGAACAUCUGUCACAUUGCUAUAGUCUCCAUACUAUUAUGUAGGUGUCAGGUUUUCAUUCGUUGGAGGGUUUAAAGGAGCAAAUGUUAAGCAGCUCUCUGUGGUCCACUGAAUCAGUCACCCUGUAUAUUAAUAUGAUGAUGUAGCCUUUCAGCAUUCAUCUUCCUCAUUAAAGGCAGGGUGGGAGCGGUAAAUAAACACCUACAGUGUCUGUCACACAUGUCUGAAGCCCCUAUCCAUACACCUUCUCAAUAAACCCUCCAUUGUAAUUUCAGAUCGAAGUUUGGCGGUUUAUGCUGAUGUCACCAUUGAUUAUGAGCAAUUGUUUGUUGG
Gadus chalcogrammus (walleye pollock) is the source of this 10844-nucleotide messenger RNA. RefSeq names its product chondroitin sulfate proteoglycan 4ba (gene cspg4ba). The record is from RefSeq and is a predicted model, not a curated record. Lineage: Eukaryota; Metazoa; Chordata; Actinopteri; Gadiformes; Gadidae.